CUCGUAGGAUGUGACUGGAUUGGCAAGCUACAACAUCUUACGCAGCACAGAAAGACUUGUCCUUUCCAGGAGGUGCAGUGUUCUCAUGAAGAAUGCAAUCAAACAGUGCAGAGAAGAGAGCUCCAGCACCACGAAAAGAUAUGCUACUUCAGAAAAGUGGAGUGCGUAAUAUGUGGUGUGGUAAUACUUCAACACGAAAAAGAUAAGCACAUAAGGGACGACUGUUUACAGGUACUGAUAUGUUGCCCUAACCGAUGCAUCGAUAACGAAACAGACGUGACUCUUAUGAUAAAAAGACUUGACUUGGAGUACCAUAUAAAAAACACCUGUACCAAGACAAUACUGGAUUGUCCAUUCAAAGAUCAGGGAUGUUCAGUCCAAGUUGAACGACAACAUGUCGAUAAACACGUACAAGACAACAUGGCUGCACACAUGAUGUUACUGGCAAAACGAUGUUCAUCCCUUACUAGACACAUUUUGUCACUUACCGAACAAAACGUGACACUGACCGAACAAUGUGAGGCAUUAAAUCUAAGAUGUUUGUCACUCACUCAAGAGAAUGAAGACGUAGAUGAAGAUUUAAGCGAAGAUGAGGAAAACAUAUCAGAUCAAAUGUUUAGUACCUUCUUAAGCUGCGGCAGCUACGAGUGGACAAUAAACGACUUUCCUACCCUAUGUACAAAACACAUCAAUGGAUCUGCCUUCACAAGCCCUAUUUUCUGGCUGCGUGGGCACAGACUUAAUUUCCUAGUCUAUCCCAAUGGGAUAGAUGAAGAGGCUGAGGGAUGGCUGUCGCUGUAUCUCGAAUUCAGUGAAGAAUAUCCAAAGUCUCGCAAAAUCAUUAACAAGAUACCCCAUGUUAAAAAUACAGCAACUGUUAUAUGCAGGUUGUCAGUGAAAAGCAUAGAACCUGAAACUGAUGAUGUCUCCCAGCAAGCAACUCAUGUAUUAAAAUUGCCAGGGAGCUGGGGAUGGUCUGAGAUGAUAAAGACGACCGAAGCUCUUUCUACAGCCUACUGUAAUAGUACUGAUGGUAGCCUAACCAUCAAAUGUAAAAUACUAUCAGAAUAAAACAGUGAGUCAAUGUUAUUUACACAGCAGUUGAUGUACUUUCUACAGCCUACUAUAACAGUACCAAUGGUGGUCUAACCAUCCAAUGUACAAUACAGAUAGAUAAACCAUAAUAGGUUCCAUGUUACACAGAUGAUGUACUUUCUACAGCCUACUAUAACAGUACCAAUGGUGGUCUAACCAUCCAAUGUACAAUACAGAUAGAUAAAC
Actinia tenebrosa (Australian red waratah sea anemone) is the source of this 1281-nucleotide messenger RNA. RefSeq lists its product as uncharacterized. NCBI's taxonomy places the organism in Eukaryota, Metazoa, Cnidaria, Anthozoa, Actiniaria, Actiniidae. Gene Ontology annotation, molecular function: zinc ion binding; protein binding. The record is from RefSeq and is a predicted model, not a curated record.